AUGGCAAAGGGGACAGGGCCCUGGUUUAGGGUGCUUUCAGGGUCAGCGCCAUGGCAAAGGGUUAGGGUUGUGUUAGGGUCAGGGCCAGGGCCCAGGGUUAGGGUUGAUUUAAGGUCAGGGCCAGGGCCCAGGGUUAGGGUUGUUUUAGGGUCAGGGCCAGGGCCCAGGGUUAGGGUUGUUUUAGGGUCAGGGCCAGGGCCCAGUUGUAGGGUUGUUUUAGAGUCAGGGCCACGUUCCCGGGUUACGGUUGUUUUAGGGUCAGGGCUAGGGCCCAGGGGUAGGGUUGUUUUAGGGACAGGGCCAGGGCCCAGGGCUAGGCUUGUUUUAGGAUCAGGGCCAGGGCCCAGGGGUAGGGUUGUUUUAGGGUCAGGGCCAGGUCUAAGGGGUAGCGUUGUUUUAAGGUCAGGGCCAGGGUCCAGGUUUAGGGUUGUUUUAGGGUCAGGGCCAGGGCCCAGGGGUAGGGCUGUUUUAGGGUUACGGCCAGGGCCCAGGGUUAGGGUUGUUUUAGGGUCAGGGCCAGGGCCCCGGGUAAGGGUUCUUUCAGGGUCAGUGCCAGGGCCCAGGGAUAGGGUUGUUACAGGGUCAGGGCCAGGGCCCAGGGUUAGGGUUCUUUCAGGGUCAGGGCCAAGGCCCAGUUUUAGGGUUGUGUUAGGGUCAGGGCCAGGGCCCAGGGUCAGGCUUGUUUUAGGGUCAGUUCCCAGGGUUUGGGUUGUUUUAUGGUCGGGGCCCAGGGUUAGGCUUGUUGUAGGGUCAGGGCCAAGGGGUAGGGUUGUUUUAGGGUCAGGGCCUAGGGUUAGGGUUGUUUUAGGGCCAGGGCCCAAUGUUAGGGUUGUUUUAGGGUCAGGGUCCAGGGUUAGGGUUGUUUUAGGGUCAGGGCUCAGGGUUAGGGUUGUUUUAGGGUCAGGGCGCAGGGUUAGGGUUUUAAGGUCAGGGCCACGGCCCAGGGUUAGGGUUUUAGGCUCUUGGUCAGGGCCCAGGGUUAGGGUUUUAGGCUCAGGGCCAGGGUCCAGGGUUAGGGUUUUAGGCUAAGGGCCCAGGGUUACGAUUUUACGGUCAGGGCCCAGGGUUUGGGUUUUAGGGUCAGGCCCAGGGUUAGGGUGAUUUCAAGGAAGUGACCUCACAAUGUCUCAAGCUACCACUUACUGUUGAUUGUGAGGAAAUGCCAGCUGAGGCACAUGCCUUGGGAGCUAAGUGGUUGCUGCCCUUGACUACUAUGAAGACUGGUGUGGGAAGGGUCGCUUUGGAUGCACUUGAGCAGGGGUCCCCAACCCCUGAGCCAUGGAGCCGUAAGGAGCCACACAGCAGGUGGGACCAUCCAGUUUCAGGAAAACAAGCUUAACACGCCCACUGAUUCUACAUUAUGCUCCUACCUCCCGGCAGCCUCGCCAGGCCCAGAACUCUCUCCAGUCAGCCUCUACAGACCAAGCUCAUGACUCACAAUGGCCUAUUUAGGCCCAUACCCUACCUCACGGCAGUCUCCGCAGAUGAGCCUACUGCCUCACAACAGCCUCCACAGGCACAGCUCCAUCGUUACAAUGGCCUCUUUAGACCCAGCUCCUGCCUCCCAGCCUUCUCUCCAGGCCCUGAACUUUCUCCGGUCUCCCUCUGUUGUGCAAGGCUGGAGGGUAGUAGUGCUAUCGCAGCUGACUGCAGCCUCAACCUUCCAGGCUGAAGCGAUCCUCCCAUCUCAACCUCCCACGUGGCUGAGACUACAGGUGCUUGCCUCUAUGCCCACCUAAUAUUUGGUAUUUUCAUAUACGUGGAUUCCAGAGGGGUGACAGCGAAACGUGGGACCAUCCAGUUUCAGGAAAACAAGCUUAACACACCCACUGAUUCUACAUUAUGAUUCCUCAGGCCCAGCAUCUGCCUCACUGUGGACCCCCCAAGCCAAGCUCCCAACCUUUCAGCAGCUUCUACACACCCAGCUCCCGCCUGCCAGUGGCCUCUUCAGGCCCAUGGGGCUCAUUCCUCACAACAGCCUUUCCAGUCCCAGUUUUUCCCUUCCGGCGGCCUCUCCGGGCUGAGAACCUCCUCAAGUCGGCCUCUCCAGACCCACUUGCACCCUCCAGGCGUCCUCUCCGGGCCAAGCUCCUCUUCCUGGCUGCGUCUCCAGGCCCGACUCCUGCCUCUCAACAACCUCUUUGGACUCAGUGCCUACCCAUCUCCUGGCGUCCUUGGUCGGCCCACAGCUUCAUCAAGCCAAGCUCCCCAGGCCCAGGUCAGGCCUCACGGUGCCCCCUCCACGAUGAGCUCCUGCCCUCCAAUGGCACCUGCAGGCCCCAAAUGGUCUCCGGUCGGUGGGCUCCUCCACGCCAAGCUUGGGCCUCCCGGUGACCUCUGCAGGCCCAAGUUGUCCUGAAGUCGGCAUCUCCCGGCCGUGCCUCCCAGCAAGUAAGCAAGCUCUUUUGGCUCAACUCCUGCCCAGCUCCCAACCGCCUUUGUAGGUCCCGAACUUUCUCCAGCCAAGUUCUUUGGGCCUCAUUCCUGCCGCCCGGUGGCCUGUACGGGCCCAGCAAUGGUUGGAGAACGGCCUCUGCAGGUCCCGCUCUUGCCUCCCAGGGGCCUCUCCAGGCCCAGCUCUUGCCCUCACGGCGGCCACCCGGGGCCAAGUCCCUGCCUGCCUCCCAGCAGCCCUCAUGCGGCCCAGCUCCUCCCUCACGGUGGCCUGUUGAUGCCCAUGCCUCUGGUACCCUGCCCAGAGGCAUGAGCCCCUGCCACACACUGGCUCCUCCCACGCUGAGAGAGGUCGGCGUGAGCCCUUGCCUCACACCGGCCCCUCCCACGGUGAGAGAGGUCAGCGUCAGCCCCUUGCCUCACACCGGCCCCUCCCACGCUGAGAGAGGUCGGCGUGAGCCCUUGCCUCACACCGGCCUCUCCCACGGUGAGAGAGGUCAGCGUCAGGCCCUUGCCUCACACCGGCCCCUCCCAUGCUGAGAGAGGUCGGCGUGAGCCCUUGCCUCACACCGGCCCCUCCCACGCUGAGAGAGGUCAGCGUCAGCCCCUUGCCUCACACCGGCCCCUCCCACGGUGAGAGAGGUCAGCGUCAGCCCCUUGCUUCACACCGGCCCCUCCCACGCUGAGAGAGGUCGGCGUGAGCCCUUGCCUCACACCGGCCUCUCCCACGGUGAGAGAGGUCAGCGUCAGGCCCUUGCCUCACACCGGCCCCUCCCAUGCUGAGAGAGGUCGGCGUGAGCCCUUGCCUCACACCGGCCCCUCCCACGGUGAGAGAGGUCAGCGUCAGCCCCUUGCCUCACACCGGCCCCUCCCACGGUGAGAGAGGUCGGCGUGAGCCCUUGCCUCACACCGGCCCCUCCCACGCUGAGAGAGGUCAACAUCAGCCCCUUGCCUCACACCGGCCCCUCCCACGCUGAGAGAGGUCAGCCUGAGCCCUUGCCUCACACCGGCCCCUCCCACGCUGAGAGAGGUCAGCGUGAGCCCCUUGCCUCACCCCGGCCCCUCCCACACUGAGAGAGGUCGGCUUGAGCCCUUGCCUCACACCGGCCCCUCCCACGCUGAGAGAGGUCAGCGUCAGCCCCUUGCCUCACACCGGCCCCUCCCACGCUGAGAGAGGUCAGCCUGAGCCCUUGCCUCACACCGGCCCCUCCCACGGUGAGAGAGGUCAGCGUCAGCCCCUUGCCUCACACCGGCCCCUCCCACGCUGAGAGAGGUCAGCGUGAGCCCUUGCCUCACACCGGCCCCUCCCACGCUGAGAGAGGUCAGCGUGAGCCCCUUGCCUCACCCCGGCCCCUCCCACGCUGAGAGAGGUCGGCGUGAGCCCUUGCCUCACACCGGCCCCUCCCACGGUGAGAGAGGUCGGCGUGAGCCCCUUGCCUCACACCGGCCCCUCCCACGCUGAGAGAGGUCGGCGUGAGCCCUUGCCUCACACCGGCCCCUCCCACACUGAGAGAGGUCGGCGUGAGCCCUUGCCUCACACCGGCCCCUCCCACGGUGAGAGAGGUCAGCGUGAGCCCCUGCCUCAACAGGCCACCGUGAGGGAGGAGCAGGGUCGCACGCGGGCUGCUGUGAGGCAGGCAGCGACUUGGGCCUGGGAGGUCGUGGUGGGGUGAGAGCUGGGCUUGGAGACUCCCCUGGGAGGCAACAGCAGGGCCUACAGACUCUGUUCUCCAGCCGGAGCUGGGACUGUUCAGGUACUGGGAGGUGGGAUGUGGGUCUGAAGAGCUUGGUUGCAGAAACUUCGGGGUCUACAAACGCAGGCGGGAGCUGAGCCAAAAAAUCUUGUUUGCUGGGAGGCGGGAGAUGCAGUCAGGAGAAACAGCUGUGCCUGCAGAGGCCGCCAUGCGGGAGGCGGAGGCCGGGCCUCCUCAAAUCGGCCUCUCCAGACCCACUUGGAGCCUCCCGGCAUCCUCUCCGGGCCCAGCUCUUCCUCCCGGCUGCGUCUCCAGGCCUGACUCUGGCCUCCCAACAACGUCUUUGGACUCAGCUCCUGCCCAGCUCCCAGCAGGCCCAAGUCGUCGUCAAGUCGGCCUGGAAUUGGGCCCAGAAGAGCAGCAAGUCGGCCUCCCCGGGCCCAGCUCCGUCCUCUCGGCGGCCUCUCCAGGUGCAAAACUUCCUCGAGUCAGCCUCUCCAGGCCCAGCUCCUCCUGCCUCCCAGUGGCCUCUUUCAGCCCAGACCAGCUCAUGGCUCUUGGCGGCCUUCCCAGGCCCCGCUUUUGACUUUUGGUGGCCUCUUCAGGCCCAGAACUUGACCUCCAGUGGGCCUUUGCAGGCCCGGCCUCCUGCCUCUCGAAGGCCUGCACGGGCCCGGACUCACAGCGGACUCACAGCGGACUCUCCAUGCCCAGCUAGCUCUCGCCUCAUUGCGGCCUCCCGAGUCCAAAGCUCCUGCCUCUCGGCUGCUUCGGCAGGCCCAGCUCCCGCCUGCCAGUGGCCUCUUUAGGCCCAGCUCAUUCCUCACAACGGCCUUCCCAGGCCCCGUUUUUCCCUUCUGGCAGCCUCUUGGCCUCUAAUUUGUUUAUCUUUUGUGUAUAAAUCCCAAAAUAUUGAAUUUUGGAAUAUUUCCACCAUUAUGUAAGUAUUUUGGUAGGUGAUUUAUUUGGGGUGAGUUUCUGCACCAAGCCCGAAUUUUUUAUUUUAUUUUCCUUAUUAUUUGGUGUUAAACAGGUUUAAUGACGGUCAUGGCAACUGUUUGGCACAAUGAAAAAUAUCGCCCAUGAUCAACGUGUUCUGUUCUGGGGAAGGGGGCAAAGGCAGGGUGAAUCACUUUCUUAAAAAGUAUAGCUCAAGUUGGGAGUGCAGAGGGAAUGGGGAGAAAACCCUCCCGCUGCCUGUGUCGAAGUGCAGGAGCCCCCACCCCCAUACUCACCUGAGUCCAGCCCCUCUGGGGAAAGAAGGGGUGCAUGAACUCCCCCUAGUCCACAGGUACCUUCCUGUGGCCCAAGGCCCUCUUCACACUCCAUCUUGUAGCCCCAACAGGAGCUAUUUUCCGAAAAGUGAAAAGCUCUGAAGGUCCCACAAUUCAUGGUAUGUACACCUCCCUCACCAGGGGCUGCAAAGUGGCCUGGAGCUCCAUACUGAGUAGAAGUCUUUGGGCCAGAGUCAGCAUCUGGCUGACGGUCCGGAUAUCCUGGUUGGAGUGACCCUGGUGCACCCUGCCAGGGCCUGGUGCCGCUUGCUGAAGAUCAUGACCGCCACUCAUGGGCCACCGAUGUGGUCCUUGUCCCAUUUGUUGGGGCUGCGUCCAUCCUUCUCAGAAGAUGAGUCCUGUUCCUUGCGCAGGGCACUGAGGGACUGGGCCUGACAUCAUCUGAGUGGUAGAGGCAACUGGGUGUCAGGAGACAUGAUGGAGAGGAAAGCAUCAUCAUGGUCAUUCUCUGUCUCACUGUCCAGCAGGGACUCCCCUGAGGGGCCCAGGGCUCCUCCUCCAUGGUGGGAGGUGAGCUUUUAACAGGUUCCACCACCCCCAAAGUGUGUGGGGUUGUGGGCCCUGGGCUUUCAGGGCAGGUGGCUCCAGGGGGCCGCCCAGGGUCAACACUCCCUGUGCCACCUGGUGGAUGCUCAUGAGCAACAGCUGCCAACUUGGCAGGUUGUUUUCUCUGGUUGGAGGCCACUGAGUAACUGGCAGGUUGCUGGGCCUCGUGUGGCUGCAGGGAGGGGUCAGGAAGGGGAUGGAGUACCAGGGGAACACGGCCACAGAGUGACCUUCCACAUUCCUCCACACGAACAUGCUGACGCCACGGGAGGCCUCACUGAAUGCAGGCCUGGGGGCCGAGUACUUGGUCCGGGCAGGGAGUUCCUGGCAGGGGCUCACACCUCACCCCCUGCUCAGCCCAGGUGGCUUGGGCCCAGAGAAGUGGGGGUUGGAGAGGAGCAGAAGGCCAGGCCUCAAGUUUUGUUUUUUUUGUUUGUUUUUUUUUGUUUUUGAAAUGCAGUUUGACUCUUGUCACCCAGGCUGGAGUGCAGUGGCACGAUCUCAGUGGCCUUCAUACCUGGCUAAUUUUUUGUAUUUUUACUGGGGGUGGGGUUUUGCCAUGUUGGCCAGGCUGGUCUUGACCUCCCGACCUCAGGUGAUCCACCCACCUCAGCCUCCCAAAAUGGGAUUACGGGCAUGAGCCACUGCUCCCAACUUCAUUCAUUUUUACUUGAAAAACUCCGUUAAGCAUUUUUUUAAGGUAGACCUAGUGGUCCUGAAUGCCCUCAGCUUUGUUUGUCGAGGAAGCACGUUAUUUCUUUUUUCUUUCUGAAGGACAGCUUUGUCAGACAUAGUAUUAGUUGCUGGCACCUUUUUUCUUUCAGCACUUUGAAUGUAUUAUUUGAUUCUGUCCUGACCUGCAAAGUUUCUUUAACUUUUGACUAUUUGAUUAUAUUGUGACUUGGUGAGUAUCUAUUUGGUUUGAACCUCUUUAGGAAUCUUUAAGCUUCAUGGAUUUAGAUGUCUAAAUCUUUCCCAUGAUUUAGGCAGUCUUCAGCCAUUGUUUAAAUAAGCUUUCUUCUCCUUUCUCUACUUUCCUUCUCAAACUCCCAUAACCUGACAAUGGUUUGCCUAAUGGUGUCUUGUUGGCUUUCUUUUCUCUGUCUUUUUUUCUUUUUUCUUUUUUUUUUUUUGAGACAGAGUCAUGCUCUGUCACCCAGGCUGGAGUGCAAUGUGUGGUCUAGGCUCACUAGGGUUAGGGUUAGGGUUUUAGGGUAAGGGUGAAGGGUUAGGGUUUUAGGGUAAGGGCGAAGGGUUAGGGUUUUAGGGUAAGGGCGAAGGGUUAGGGAUUUAGGGUAAGGGCGAAGAGUUAGGGUUUCAGGGUCAGGGCCCAGGGUCAGGGUUUUAGGGUCAGGGCGAAGGGUUAGGGUUUUAGGGUCAGGGCGAAGGGUUAGGGUUUUAGGGUCAGGGCCCAGGGUUGGGGUUUUAGGGUCAGGGCCCAGGGUUAGGGUUUUAGGGUCAGGGCCCAGGGUUAGUGUUUUAGGGUCAGGGCCCAGGGUUAGGGUUUUAGGGUCAGGGCCCAGAGUUAGUAGGGUUUUAGGGUCAGGGCUCAGGGUUAGUAGGGUUUUAGGGUCAGGGCCAAGGGUUAGUAGGGUUAAGGGUCAGGGCCCAGGGUUAGGGUUUUAGGGUCAGGGCCCAGAGUUAGUAGGGUUUUAGGGUCAGGGUUCAGGGUUAGUAGGGUUUUAGGGUCAGGGCCAAGGGUUAGUAGGGUUAAGGGUCAGGGCCCAGGGUUAGGGUUUUAGGGUCAGGGCCCAGGGUUAGGGUUUUAGGGUCAGGGCCCAGGGCCCAGGGUUAGGGUUUUAGGGUCAGGACCAAGGGCCAAAGGUUAGGGUUUCAGUGUCAGGGCCCGGGGCCCAGGGUUAGGGCUUCAGGGCCAGGGCCCGGGGCCCAGGGUUAGGGCUUCAGGGACAGGGCCGGGAGCCCAGGGUUAGGGCUUCAGGGAAAGGGCCGGGAGCCCAGGGUUAGGGCUUCAGGGUCUGGGCCCGGGGCCCAGGGUUAGGGCUUCAGGGUCAGGGCCCGGGGCCCAGGGUUAGGGCUUCAGGGUCAGGUGCCCGGGGCCCAGGGUUAGGGCUUCAGGACCAGGGCCCGGGGCCCACGGUUAGGGCUUCAGGGUCAGGGCCCGGGGCCCAGGGUUAGGGCUUUAGGGCCAGGGCCCGGGGCCCAGGGUUAGGGCUUUAGGGCCAGGGCCCGGGGCCCUGGGUUAGGGCUUUAGGGCCAGGGCCCGGGGCCCAGGGUUAGGGCUUUAGGGCCAGGGCCCGGGGCCCAGGGUUAGGGCUUUAGGGCCAGGGCCCGGGGCCCAGGGUUAGGGCUUUAGGGUCAGGGCCCGGGGCCCAGGGUUAGGGCUUUAGGGUCAGGGCCGGGGUCCCAGGGUUAGGGCUUUAGGGUCAGGGCCCGGGGCCCACGGUUAGGGUGAUUUCCAGGAAGUGACCUCACAACGACUCAAGCUACCACUUACUGUUGAUUGUGAUGAAAUGCCAGCUGAGGCACACGCCUUGGGAGCUAAGUGGUUGCUGCCCUUGACUACUAUGAAGACUGGUGUGGGAAGGGUCGCUUUGGAUGCACUUGAGCAGGGGUCCCCAACCCCUGAGCCAUGGAGCCGUAAGGAGCCACACAGCAGGUGGGACCAUCCAGUUUCAGGAAAACAAGCUUAACACGCCCACUGAUUCUACAUUAUGCUCCUACCUCCCGGCAGCCUCGCCAGGCCCAGAACUCUCUCCAGUCAGCCUCUACAGACCAAGCUCAUGACUCACAAUGGCCUAUUUAGGCCCAUACCCUACCUCACGGCAGUCUCCGCAGAUGAGCCUACUGCCUCACAACAGCCUCCACAGGCACAGCUCCAUCGUUACAAUGGCCUCUUUAGACCCAGCUCCUGCCUCCCAGCCUUCUCUCCAGGCCCUGAACUUUCUCCGUGGGACCAUCCAGUUUCAGGAAAACAAGCUUAACACGCCCACUGAUUCUACAUUAUGCUCCUACCUCCCGGCAGCCUCGCCAGGCCCAGAACUCUCUCCAGUCAGCCUCUACAGACCAAGCUCAUGACUCACAAUGGCCUAUUUAGGCCCAUACCCUACCUCACGGCAGUCUCCGCAGAUGAGCCUACUGCCUCACAACAGCCUCCACAGGCACAGCUCCAUCGUUACAAUGGCCUCUUUAGACCCAGCUCCUGCCUCCCAGCCUUCUCUCCAGGCCCUGAACUUUCUCCGUGGGACCAUCCAGUUUCAGGAAAACAAGCUUAACACGCCCACUGAUUCUACAUUAUGCUCCUACCUCCCGGCAGCCUCGCCAGGCCCAGAACUCUCUCCAGUCAGCCUCUACAGACCAAGCUCAUGACUCACAAUGGCCUAUUUAGGCCCAUACCCUACCUCACGGCAGUCUCCGCAGAUGAGCCUACUGCCUCACAACAGCCUCCACAGGCACAGCUCCAUCGUUACAAUGGCCUCUUUAGACCCAGCUCCUGCCUCCCAGCCUUCUCUCCAGGCCCUGAACUUUCUCCGGUCUCCCUCUGUUGUGCAAGGCUGGAGGGUAGUAGUGCUAUCGCAGCUGACUGCAGCCUCAACCUUCCAGGCUGAAGCGAUCCUCCCAUCUCAACCUCCCACGUGGCUGAGACUACAGGUGCUUGCCUCUAUGCCCACCUAAUAUUUGGUAUUUUCAUAUACGUGGAUUCCAGAGGGGUGACAGCGAAACGUGGGACCAUCCAGUUUCAGGAAAACAAGCUUAACACACCCACUGAUUCUACAUUAUGAUUCCUCAGGCCCAGCAUCUGCCUCACUGUGGACCCCCCAAGCCAAGCUCCCAACCUUUCAGCAGCUUCUACACACCCAGCUCCCGCCUGCCAGUGGCCUCUUCAGGCCCAUGGGGCUCAUUCCUCACAACAGCCUUUCCAGUCCCAGUUUUUCCCUUCCGGCGGCCUCUCCGGGCUGAGAACCUCCUCAAGUCGGCCUCUCCAGACCCACUUGCACCCUCCAGGCGUCCUCUCCGGGCCAAGCUCCUCUUCCUGGCUGCGUCUCCAGGCCCGACUCCUGCCUCUCAACAACCUCUUUGGACUCAGUGCCUACCCAUCUCCUGGCGUCCUUGGUCGGCCCACAGCUUCAUCAAGCCAAGCUCCCCAGGCCCAGGUCAGGCCUCACGGUGCCCCCUCCACGAUGAGCUCCUGCCCUCCAAUGGCACCUGCAGGCCCCAAAUGGUCUCCGGUCGGUGGGCUCCUCCACGCCAAGCUUGGGCCUCCCGGUGACCUCUGCAGGCCCAAGUUGUCCUGAAGUCGGCAUCUCCCGGCCGUGCCUCCCAGCAAGUAAGCAAGCUCUUUUGGCUCAACUCCUGCCCAGCUCCCAACCGCCUUUGUAGGUCCCGAACUUUCUCCAGCCAAGUUCUUUGGGCCUCAUUCCUGCCGCCCGGUGGCCUGUACGGGCCCAGCAAUGGUUGGAGAACGGCCUCUGCAGGUCCCGCUCUUGCCUCCCAGGGGCCUCUCCAGGCCCAGCUCUUGCCCUCACGGCGGCCACCCGGGGCCAAGUCCCUGCCUGCCUCCCAGCAGCCCUCAUGCGGCCCAGCUCCUCCCUCACGGUGGCCUGUUGAUGCCCAUGCCUCUGGUACCCUGCCCAGAGGCAUGAGCCCCUGCCACACACUGGCUCCUCCCACGCUGAGAGAGGUCAGCGUGAGCCCUUGCCUCACACCGGCCCCUCCCAUGCUGAGAGAGGUCAGCGUGAGCCCCUUGCCUCACACCGGCCCCUCCCACGCUGAGAGAGGUCGGCGUGAGCCCUUGCCUCACACCGGCCCCUCCCAUGGUGAGAGAGGUCAGCGUCAGCCCCUUGCCUCACACCGGCCCCUCCCAUGGUGAGAGAGGUCGGCGUGAGCCCUUGCCUCACACCGGCCCCUCCCACGCUGAGAGAGGUCAGCGUCAGCCCCUUGCUUCACACCGGCCCCUCCCACGCUGAGAGAGGUCGGCGUGAGCCCUUGCCUCACACCGGCCUCUCCCACGGUGAGAGAGGUCAGCGUCAGCCCCUUGCUUCACACCGGCCCCUCCCACGCUGAGAGAGGUCGGCGUGAGCCCUUGCCUCACACCGGCCUCUCCCACGGUGAGAGAGGUCAGCGUCAGGCCCUUGCCUCACACCGGCCCCUCCCAUGCUGAGAGAGGUCGGCGUGAGCCCUUGCCUCACACCGGCCCCUCCCACGGUGAGAGAGGUCAGCGUCAGCCCCUUGCCUCACACCGGCCCCUCCCACGGUGAGAGAGGUCGGCGUGAGCCCUUGCCUCACACCGGCCCCUCCCACGCUGAGAGAGGUCAACAUGAGCCCCUUGCCUCACACCGGCCCCUCCCACGCUGAGAGAGGUCAGCCUGAGCCCUUGCCUCACACCGGCCCCUCCCACGCUGAGAGAGGUCAGCGUGAGCCCCUUGCCUCACCCCGGCCCCUCCCACACUGAGAGAGGUCGGCGUGAGCCCUUGCCUCACACCGGCCCCUCCCACGCUGAGAGAGGUCAGCGUCAGCCCCUUGCCUCACACCGGCCCCUCCCACGCUGAGAGAGGUCAGCCUGAGCCCUUGCCUCACACCGGCCCCUCCCACGGUGAGAGAGGUCAGCGUCAGCCCCUUGCCUCACACCGGCCCCUCCCACGCUGAGAGAGGUCAGCGUGAGCCCUUGCCUCACACCGGCCCCUCCCACGCUGAGAGAGGUCAGCGUGAGCCCCUUGCCUCACCCCGGCCCCUCCCACGCUGAGAGAGGUCGGCGUGAGCCCUUGCCUCACACCGGCCCCUCCCACGGUGAGAGAGGUCGGCGUGAGCCCCUUGCCUCACACCGGCCCCUCCCACGCUGAGAGAGGUCGGCGUGAGCCCUUGCCUCACACCGGCCCCUCCCACACUGAGAGAGGUCGGCGUGAGCCCUUGCCUCACACCGGCCCCUCCCACGGUGAGAGAGGUCAGCGUGAGCCCCUGCCUCAACAGGCCACCGUGAGGGAGGAGCAGGGUCGCACGCGGGCUGCUGUGAGGCAGGCAGCGACUUGGGCCUGGGAGGUCGUGGUGGGGUGAGAGCUGGGCUUGGAGACUCCCCUGGGAGGCAACAGCAGGGCCUACAGACUCUGUUCUCCAGCCGGAGCUGGGACUGUUCAGGUACUGGGAGGUGGGAUGUGGGUCUGAAGAGCUUGGUUGCAGAAACUUCGGGGUCUACAAACGCAGGCGGGAGCUGAGCCAAAAAAUCUUGUUUGCUGGGAGGCGGGAGAUGCAGUCAGGAGAAACAGCUGUGCCUGCAGAGGCCGCCAUGCGGGAGGCGGAGGCCGGGCCUCCUCAAAUCGGCCUCUCCAGACCCACUUGGAGCCUCCCGGCAUCCUCUCCGGGCCCAGCUCUUCCUCCCGGCUGCGUCUCCAGGCCUGACUCUGGCCUCCCAACAACGUCUUUGGACUCAGCUCCUGCCCAGCUCCCAGCAGGCCCAAGUCGUCGUCAAGUCGGCCUGGAAUUGGGCCCAGAAGAGCAGCAAGUCGGCCUCCCCGGGCCCAGCUCCGUCCUCUCGGCGGCCUCUCCAGGUGCAAAACUUCCUCGAGUCAGCCUCUCCAGGCCCAGCUCCUCCUGCCUCCCAGUGGCCUCUUUCAGCCCAGACCAGCUCAUGGCUCUUGGCGGCCUUCCCAGGCCCCGCUUUUGACUUUUGGUGGCCUCUUCAGGCCCAGAACUUGACCUCCAGUGGGCCUUUGCAGGCCCGGCCUCCUGCCUCUCGAAGGCCUGCACGGGCCCGGACUCACAGCGGACUCACAGCGGACUCUCCAUGCCCAGCUAGCUCUCGCCUCAUUGCGGCCUCCCGAGUCCAAAGCUCCUGCCUCUCGGCUGCUUCGGCAGGCCCAGCUCCCGCCUGCCAGUGGCCUCUUUAGGCCCAGCUCAUUCCUCACAACGGCCUUCCCAGGCCCCGUUUUUCCCUUCUGGCAGCCUCUUGGCCUCUAAUUUGUUUAUCUUUUGUGUAUAAAUCCCAAAAUAUUGAAUUUUGGAAUAUUUCCACCAUUAUGUAAGUAUUUUGGUAGGUGAUUUAUUUGGGGUGAGUUUCUGCACCAAGCCCGAAUUUUUUAUUUUAUUUUCCUUAUUAUUUGGUGUUAAACAGGUUUAAUGACGGUCAUGGCAACUGUUUGGCACAAUGAAAAAUAUCGCCCAUGA
Molecule: messenger RNA, 13045 nt
Organism: Gorilla gorilla gorilla (western lowland gorilla)
Lineage: Eukaryota; Metazoa; Chordata; Mammalia; Primates; Hominidae
Product: decreased expression in renal and prostate cancer protein-like
Exons: 16
Coding region: 1-1029 (342 amino acids)
Source: RefSeq, a predicted model, not a curated record